Messenger RNA from Poeciliopsis prolifica (blackstripe livebearer), 3343 nucleotides. RefSeq names its product brain-derived neurotrophic factor (gene bdnf). Gene Ontology annotation, biological process: positive regulation of collateral sprouting; nerve growth factor signaling pathway; cell surface receptor protein tyrosine kinase signaling pathway. The transcript is spliced from 2 exons. Lineage: Eukaryota; Metazoa; Chordata; Actinopteri; Cyprinodontiformes; Poeciliidae. Bases 2314 to 3123 code for a protein of 269 amino acids. Gene Ontology annotation, molecular function: nerve growth factor receptor binding; growth factor activity. The record is from RefSeq and is a predicted model, not a curated record.
GCCCACGUUGCCGCAACGUUUUCAUUCAUGAAAUGCCAGCCCUCUAAUCCGGGCUGAUGUCUCAUGCAAAUAAUAAAUAGGAUAUUGAUUAUUUCGGGCGGAAAUCUCAGCUCGCGGCUUAAGCGGACGUCACGAUAUAUUUAGAGCUAAAAUUAAUCAUUUUGAUCGUUAUGGAAAUGUAGGCAGCGCCGCGCCGCCGCGCCGCCACCGCGGUGGCUCCUGCUUUAGUCACGGAACCAUCAUCUUCAUCAUCAUCACCAGCGCCUCCGUCCAAUUAACAAACAAGUUCUGGCGAGGAGGCGAAGCUCUGCGCCUUUUUUUUGCAUCUUUAAUUAUCGUCAUUUAGUGGCGCGAGUGCGGCUUUCACGUCUCGAAAAGAAAAAGAAGAAUAAGAAAAUAAAAAUACACGAUUAGUUGUUAAUACACAGUGGAGUAAUAGUCAAGAUAUUUUGCUUCAGAGCACUGCGGGGGACAACAAGGAUUCACGAUGUGGUGUGUGUGUGCGUGUGUGUGGGUGUGUGUAAGGAAGAAGGAGAGAAAGAGAGAGAGAGAGGGAGAGAGAGAGAGAGAGAGAGAGACCUGCAUGAUGCCAGUAAACCAUUCACGUGUGUCUCCCAGCAGGUGACCAUGCAGCACUGGAUUCAAGCAACUCCUGUAAAACAUAAAUGUGUGAAAGUUUAUUCAGAUUCAUUUAAAACCCUAAAGAAAAAAAAAGAAGAAGAAAGAAAGAAAGACAGAAAGAAAGGCAGACAAGUUCGAAUUGCAACACAUCCUUGAUUUACCUGCAGGUUUGAAUAACAAACCAUAUUUGUGCUGGUAACAGACACGUCAACACUUCCAAAAUACUAGGACGGUACGAUUUGUGGGUUUUCAUUCAUAGAAACCUUGUUGGUGGGGGAGAAGGGACAGAGAGGGCUUAACAGGACAGAAGUAAUGUAUCCCCUGCAUGAUGGUGUGUGUGCGUACGUGUGUGUGUUUCUGAGGUGGGGUAUAUCUGAGGCUUAGAAAACUAGUCUGCUGUGGCUGCCUCAUGAUUACAUUAAAGGUUAUUGUCAUCACAGGAGGGAUGACAUUAGCUCCUGACUUCAGCAUCCGUUUAAAGGACCCAAUUGACUGGGUUUGUCAAGCUCCCUCAAAGUCUUCUCCAGCUUCGGCUCUCGACUCGUUUGACGUCACUCGGCCUCUUACAAAAUGCUUCCCUGGUUGACGUGUUUGCUCCUUGAGCAGGAAUGCAAUUCCACUUUGAUCAAAAUACCCUCGUCGCCUCCCUUUAUCCAGAGCGAAAAUGACAUUUCACAAAAUGUCAUUUCGCCUGUGUGACACUGCUCUUUCCCCCCUUGCACAAGGAGGCAUAAUUCUACUUGUUGAGUGGAGCUUUCGGUGGCGUGGACCUGUCAGCUUCAAGCCGCCAUUGGCAAGAGGAGCCUUGAAAGGUUGUACAGGCGUGUGGCGUUGUCAGCUCUUGUGAUAGGCUCUUUUUCUGCAUGCUACGAAGUCAGAAUCCGGCUCCAAAGACCCGCAAAGACAGGAGAUCUCAUUCAAAAACACGGAGUGCUGAGAGAUUCUGUAUCUCAAGAAAGUCCAGCAUCUCAUAUCAAGUAAAAGAAUGUUCUUGGUUUCCUUAUUAUAGAUUGCUAUGUGAUCAGUGAAAAGGAAGCUUAUUGUCCCUUAUUUUCAUUCAGAAAUCCCAGACUGAUCCUUCUCACGAUGAACCGCCUUCAGUAGUGCCGUAGUUGCAAAAAAUGUAAGAGAGACCAGGCUGUUGUUUUUGCUCCUCUAAUGAGAUGCCAAGUGAUUUAUUUAUGAAUUACUUGUUGGGAACAGCCCCCCCUGUGCGGAGUGCAUUUUUCUCUUUUCUGUAAAAUCCUCUUUGGAGUCAUGUCGCUCAGUGAUUGCUGAUGCAACUCUUUGUCAUCCAGAGUUCGCCCUCACCUCCUGUGUGCCUUCGGGGAGGGCUAUAUCUAUCCUGGCAUGUCCCCGGGUGUGUUGGAGGUGGGAGUGACUCAUUAAGCAGGUGUGAGCAUCCUCUCCCAUACUGCCGCAUGCCAAACAAGAGCUCCAUGCAGGGAAAAAAAAGUCUUGAUGGCAAUACAGCAAAAACGCAUCACAAUUAAUCUUUGCACCAGUCUGGGGCCAAGCCAGGGGGAUAACUAGCCAUCCCUGCAGUGUGCUUUCUUUCACUCUCUCUCUUUCUGUCUCUCGUUCAUCUGAGGUGGAAUUUCCAAGUGUUCAUCGUCACCUUUGAAAGGCCCGGCAUCCACUGACAUCUUCACUUGAAUCCAGUUGAAGGAGUUCCACCAGGUUAGAAGAGUGAUGACCAUCCUGUUCCUUACUAUGGUUAUUUCAUACUUCAGUUGCAUGAGAGCUGCGCCCCUGAGAGACGCCCCGGGCAUGCGGGGCCAUCGGACGGAAGGCUACCUGGGCGCUGCUGCGACGGCCCCCCGGGGCCACGGGACUCCACAGAGUGGCGGCGGGCCGGGCCAGCGCGAGGAGCUCCCCUCGCUCACAGACACGUUCGAGCAGGUGAUAGAGGAGCUGCUGGAAGUGGAGGGUGAGGCGGCGCAGCUGGGACAGGGGGCCGACAAGAGCCAGGGAGGUGGGGGCCCGUCGCCCGUGACCACCGCAGAGGCCAAGGAUGUCGAUCUGUACAACUCGCGGGUGAUGAUCAGCAACCAAGUGCCUUUGGAGCCGCCGUUGCUCUUUCUCCUGGAGGAAUACAAAAACUAUCUGGAUGCUGCGAACAUGUCCAUGAGGGUGCGGCGGCACUCCGACCCCUCGCGGCGCGGAGAGCUCAGUGUGUGUGACAGUAUUAGCCAGUGGGUGACAGCUGUGGAUAAAAAGACGGCAAUAGACAUGUCUGGGCAGACAGUAACCGUCAUGGAGAAGGUCCCUGUCCCCAAUGGCCAACUGAAGCAAUACUUUUAUGAGACCAAAUGCAACCCCAUGGGGUACACAAAGGACGGCUGCAGAGGAAUAGACAAGCGGCAUUAUACGUCCCAAUGCAGGACAACCCAGUCCUACGUGCGAGCACUCACCAUGGAUAGCAAAAAGAAGAUUGGCUGGCGGUUUAUAAGGAUAGACACUUCAUGUGUAUGCACAUUGACCAUUAAAAGAGGGAGAUAGUGUAUAAAAUGUAUAGAUUUUAUUGAAGAGUUUAAAAAAGAGAAUAAAGAGAAAAUAUCUAUUUGUAUAUAUACAUAACAGGGUAAAUUAUUCCGUCAAAUGAAAAUUUUAUGGACUGCAUGUAAAAAAAGAUGAAGUUUAUACAGUAAAGUGAUACUACAGUCUAUUUAUUGAACAUAUUCAUGACCUUGUAAACAAUUAAAAAAAAUCUGAUCAGUCA